Molecule: messenger RNA, 1831 nt
Organism: Cololabis saira (Pacific saury)
Lineage: Eukaryota; Metazoa; Chordata; Actinopteri; Beloniformes; Belonidae
Exons: 5
Coding region: 34-855 (273 amino acids)
Source: RefSeq, a predicted model, not a curated record
UCUGAACCUCCUCCGCUUUUAUAUUUAAAGCAAAUGUUGAAGUUCCAGUUGGUUAUUUGCCGUCUGAUGUUCAUCAUGGUCGACCUAAACCCAGCAGCUCUGCUCUUCUGUCAGCUGUUCCAGGUGUGGCUCGUAUUUGCAGGGGCUCUGACAGAAGACAGGACUGCGCUGGUGUCCAGAGGAGACUCACACACGUUUACUUGCAACAUAUCUUAUGAAAAUGCAGUGCAGGUCAUCUGGACCAGAGACAGAUUUAGGUUUAUAUAUUCUCUCAGGCAAAAUCAGACCUUUUCCAAUUUCUCUUCACUCAGUCUGAGAAUAAACCCCAACAUCCCUUCAAACCUACGUAUUUCUAAUAUUCAGCAUGAGGAUGCAGGACUUUAUAGCUGUCAAGUGUCUGGCAGAAACGGCUUCAGAUACAUCAGAUGGAAUUUAACAGUGUUUGAGGUCAACAAAGUUGCACCAAAAGGUUUAUUAGACCAUAUUAAUAUCAUCAUACCGUCUGCUCUUGGACUGCUGCUGGGUUGCAUCAUGUCAGCUUUCUGCCUCUGCAGGAAACACAGAACGGCAGCAGAAACUCAGGAACCAGUCCAGAACCAGUUUCAGUCUCAGUCAGAAGGACAGACUGGCACGGACCGGAGGGCAAACAACAAGCAGAGCAGAGCGUACAUGGAGAGGCUGAACAUCUGUGGUCCAUCUGAGCUGAGACACAGUUCACAGACAUUAGGAGAGGAUGACAUUUAUACCAAUGUACUUUAUCAGAAUCAGAAUCAGAAUCAGAAAAGCUUUAUUGCCAGGUCAGACAUAAAUCAGACGAGACAACUUGACUCCGGUUUACACCGAUGGCACCAUUAAUACGGACGCCAUUAUGUUUAGUUUUGAAGCAGCAAUUUCAAAUGAAGGCCUGUGGAGGGACACAGCACAACACAACAGCAUGGUUGAGUCAAAAGAGCUGGACGUAGAGAUGAAUGAACCACUGAGGUGGUUGCUCUUUCUUCAUGAGCUCUGUAAGGUCCUCCUGGUUCACAGAACAUGUGGCGCCAGUGAGGUUCCUGUGUGCUCGUUUAACCUCUGAGCCUUCAAAGAUGGUCUGAAAGUAACACAUCGACCCCACAGUUCUGUAUAAACUCUAUUUUUGCUUUAACCAACCAAACCUCGAUGCUGUGUAAUACAGAAUACAUGACCGUGCUCAUGACAAACAGUUUAGACCAACGUAGGAAGUUGCAGCCUUUGAACAAACUUACUACCCAGAAUAAACCCCUCCCCCUGAUCAGAAACGCUUCAUAAUACAAUGGAGGACAUGAUUAUCAGAGCAAUUUGUAGUAAAACGGUGUUUGUAAAACAAUUAUUGUUAUGAGCAGCAUGAUGAAGUCGUGGUGGCUUAUGAUUGGUUCAGGGUACAGUAAGCUUAUUAAGUCAUUAAGUUGGUUCUGUGGGUCCUUGGUUUUGACUGUACUUCAUACUUUUUAAACUGUUGAUGCUUAAUGUAUUUUUUUUGUUUUUUUGUUUUAUUUACCUCUUAAACAUUUUGAGUCAUUUUGAGAGGAAGUUGGAGAACAGGCUCCAGCAGAACAAUGUAAGAGCUUUGUGGGCCAGUCUAUUGUACACCAUCCCGCCUCCAUUACUAUGUAAGAAACUCCAGAAGACACAGGUGGAUCCCACCUGAAUCACCUGGAUUACUGACUACACAGGAGCACCACAGGGAACUGUACUCAUACCCUUCCUCUUCACGCUGUCCACCUCAGACUUCCAGCACAAAUCCGAGUCCUGUCAUCUGCAGAAAUACUCAGAUUACUCUGCAGUUGUGUGGUGAAUCUGUGACGGUCAAGAG